AUGAGAUUGAAGAUUUUUCGACAGAUUGAACUGCCAGCAGAACUCAAACGCCUGGAGCGUUUGCGCGCGAAAUUACGUGCGCAACGGUAUCAUUUUGUGGAGUCAGUUUCGAACAAUACGGACGUGUUCAAUCUGCAUACUUUGGUAAGCGUAAAAUUGCGCGAUUAUGAAGAAGUGGUUCAGGAAGCGGCGGAGGCGGGUCUCCUGAUCAGCUUCGUGACGGAUAUCAUUGAUCAAGAUGAUUGCAACAAAUCGGAAUUGCCACCCGUCGUGACGGAGAGGUGGAACGUUCUCCAAGCGAUUUUCUUCGCCAGCACCGUCCUCACGACAAUCGGAUAUGGCAAUGUUGUGCCCUCGACCAACUGGGGAAGAAUCUUUUGCAUUCUCUUCGCUUUCAUCGGUAUACCUCUUACUCUGAUAGUGAUCGCCGACUGGGGAAAGCUAUUCGCGAGUGCAGUGGUGCACAUUGUGUUGACGAUGAAGUCAAAACUUCCGUUUCGUGCAAAGCUUCCGUGUAUCCCGACGAAUGCAACCGGUCGACGGUCGCUUGGUGCCUGCGCCGCCAUCGUGCUGCUCUUUCUAUAUCUCGCCUGCGGCGCUGGUAUGUUUAUGUUGUGGGAGGACGAUUGGGAUUUUUUCGAUGGAUUUUACUUCUGUUUUGUAACCAUGACCACCAUAGGUUUCGGUGAUCUCGUCCCAA
This is a messenger RNA of Temnothorax curvispinosus, 700 nucleotides long. RefSeq names its product potassium channel subfamily K member 18-like. Gene Ontology annotation, cellular component: membrane. The record is from RefSeq and is a predicted model, not a curated record. Gene Ontology annotation, molecular function: potassium ion leak channel activity. The annotation marks the transcript as partial. The transcript is spliced from 5 exons. Lineage: Eukaryota; Metazoa; Arthropoda; Insecta; Hymenoptera; Formicidae. Gene Ontology annotation, biological process: stabilization of membrane potential; potassium ion transmembrane transport.